AUGAAACCGCCCGAGCAUCCAGGCCAACCCAAGUGGCAAAACUUUAAAGAAUGGAACACACUGAAGAAACCAAGCAGUUUUCAAGUCAUAAAAACUGCCCAAGAGACCCAUGAGGAACUAUUAGCAAGAUUUGGAUUACAAGAAGGCAAUGGUAGUGGUUGGGGAGAUGCUUCCGAUGCACAAGAUGCUGGCUGGGGUAGUCCUAACACGAUUGAUGGGCAAGGAGGAGGAUGGAAUUGA
Molecule: messenger RNA, 240 nt
Organism: Mucor velutinosus
Lineage: Eukaryota; Fungi; Mucoromycota; Mucoromycetes; Mucorales; Mucoraceae
Exons: 1
Coding region: 1-240 (79 amino acids)
Source: RefSeq, a predicted model, not a curated record